AGGAGGAGGAGGAGGAGGAGGAAGAGAGAGAGUGUAUCCACAGGACGUGAGAGCCGGCAGCAGAGGAGGGAGGGGGGUCUUCCAGACUGGAUGGGCCCAGCGAUGCCUUGAUGGAGUAUGGGCCAGGUUUUAGGAUUCUCCCACUGCCAGGAAUAUGGCUCUGUGGCGUCCACACCAGACUCAACGCCUCCAUGCACCGAUGGUGGAAACGAGGAGUCCGAGAUGUGUGACCUGCAAACAGCCAGGGAAUGGUCUGAUGACGACGAUGGGGGAGAUGGGGAUCCAGACGAUGAUGAGGGACUGGCUUCAUCCCCGUCUAUCUGGGGCACGCCACGUCAGAACUCCUUCGAGCUGACUUUCUCUUACAUCGCCAUCGCAGAGCCCGAAGCGGUAGGAGCCUCACGACACCACCGUGACCGACGCAGGAUCGGCUCUCGGGGAAGUCGUACUCCUUUGAUCCGCACGGACACCCUGGAAACACUGUUGGACUCGCCCGAUGUUGACUGGGACCCUCAGGCUUUCCUCAGUCGUGAGGAAGAAGAGGAAGCGUCAGAGAGGAGAGAGCAGGAGAGGUUAGAGGCGAGGACGGUGAAUGCAGCGGUGAGGAGGGAGCAGCACAGACAAACUGAGACUAUUACAAUCCAGCCCUCUCCCCAAAAUCUGGACCCAGACACUGAGGGGACAGACACAGGAAUCCAAAGAGAGGAGACUCUGAGCAGUCUGAAUGUCCAGCCUCCCUCUCCAUCCCCAUCCUCCCAGCAUCAGAGCCCCUCACAAAUUCAGGCAGCAGCAGCCUCACCGACCCCCGAGCCAGAGUCUCCUGUCACCAGGGAAACCAUUUCAGUCAAGCUGCUCACAUCUGUGCGACCCAGAGGCUCAGCAUCCUCCUCGCCUGCUGCCAUUGGUCAAAACUCUCAGGAACAGCUGGUCAGCGAUCACUGGUUUUCAGCACUUAACCUAUCAGAAGACCCGAAAGUAUGCAUCUACAUAGCAGCGAUGGACCUGAUCUACUGGAAGGAGACGGAGCGAACGGGCAUGGUGCUGACAGGGUUAGUGGUCGGCCUGCUGUCCCUGUUCCAGCUCAGCAUCAUCACUGUGGUCUCCACAGUUUGCCUCGCUGUCAUGUGCUUCACCAUCUCAGUACGCAUCUACUAUCAACUCCUCUACGUCCUCAACUGGGGCGAUGGAGAACACCCCUUCAAGGCGUACUUGGACCUGGACAUCAGUUUCAGUGGAGAGGACGCCCAGCUCUAUAUGCAGAAAGCCAUCGUCAUGGUUCUGUCUGCUGUUGACAGUCUGAAGGGACUCAUUUUUGUGAAAAACGUCUUUGAGUCAAUCAAGCUGCUGGUUCUGAUGUACCUUGUGACGUACCUGGGAGACCUGUGCAAUGGCCUUACUCUGCUCAUCAUCAGUGUGAUCGCUCUCUUUUCUCUGCCACUUUUCUAUAGACAACACCAGGAGCAGGUGGACAGCUACAUUGCAAAAAUCCAGGCCCACAUUGACAACAUCAAGGACACCUUUCAAAGACUUGCCCACGGUGGUGGCCCUCCUCCUGACCCAACUCCCGGUGGCGCCAAACCCCAAAAGCAGUAAACACUAAUGGACAGGAACUUAAAGAAAAGCUCCCAGAGUUACAGGCUGUCACUCAGAUGUCUUACCCAGCAGUCUGUCCCAGAGAAACUGGGCUCCAGUGACUGGGGAAGGGAGGUUACUUAAACAGACAACGAUGAGGAACACGCAUGGUACUUUAUACUCUUAACUGUAUGUAAGUUAUUGGGUUAGAGGUUGGGGUUUGGGUUAAAUCAUAAUCAAGAUGUAUGAAUCCUGAAUGAGACUGUUGCUGCUGACGUCGGAAAUGGAAAGAUUCAACGACACAGCUUGUCUUUAAGGUCUCUUGGAAAUAUUCACUGUUUUUUAAUCUAUAAAAAUGACUCUAGAAGUGUCUUAGACGGUCGAGAGCUGUAGUCCAAAUGAGGCACUAAGACCAAGAAUGGGAAAUUCCCACACCGACAGCUAAAAGGGAAGUGAGUUGUUAAGGUGAUAUGAGUGAGGGGACAAAAACAAGGGUCAUCAUUACUCACUGCAGCAUAAAACUGGCAAUUAUGGCUGCAUGUGUCAGCACAUGUACUUGUCUAAAUGCAUAUUCAUUCUCAUGACAGUUUAUCUGUGCGUAUGCAUGUGUGAGUGUGUGUGUGUGUGUGUGUGAGUGUGUGUGUGUGUGUGUGUGAUUCAUAGCAUACAGCUUGCUGAAAUGAAACCUCAAAGCAAUUAAAGUCACAUUUCUUCUUUAUUUUCCAAAA
Messenger RNA from Larimichthys crocea (large yellow croaker), 2300 nucleotides. RefSeq names its product reticulon 2a (gene rtn2a). Bases 118 to 1593 code for a protein of 491 amino acids. The record is from RefSeq and is a predicted model, not a curated record. The transcript is spliced from 10 exons. Gene Ontology annotation, cellular component: postsynaptic density; endoplasmic reticulum membrane; neuron projection. Gene Ontology annotation, biological process: neuron differentiation; endoplasmic reticulum tubular network formation; brain development. NCBI's taxonomy places the organism in Eukaryota, Metazoa, Chordata, Actinopteri, Sciaenidae.